Entamoeba invadens IP1 is the source of this 1064-nucleotide messenger RNA. RefSeq lists its product as hypothetical. The annotation marks the transcript as partial. The transcript has a single exon. Lineage: Eukaryota; Evosea; Mastigamoebida; Endamoebidae. The record is from RefSeq and is a predicted model, not a curated record.
AUGAGAGUUUUUAGUUGUUUAAUUAUCAUCAACUUGCUUUAUCUAACACUUUUCGUUGUUAUUUUUGUUUUAUUCGUUGCCAACAACUCUCCAAUUGACAGUUUUACUCUCAAUUCAUCUCCAACAACGUAUUUACACACUCAAAUCGAUGUUAAACCAAAAAAUAAAAAUGUGAACAAAAACAACGAAUCCAGUAGUUCUAAUGUUAAUAUUCAAAAAGCAAACCAAACUUUUAUAAAGUUCCAACAAUCGACUUUUCACAACUCUUUUAUAGAUUUAAGAAAUUUCAAUUAUAACGGGGUUUGUAAAGACGUUUAUAAAUACACAGCAAACAAUGAAAGAGACUUGUGGCUCACUUCUUAUGCGUACGAAAACUACAAAUCAUUUCUCAAUGCAAAUGUGACUACGCCGUUUGUUUUAGACUUACUCAACUCGUCAAUUCCACACGCCACAAAAGUUUUUUUAUUACUCUCCGACCCACCUUACAAUACCUUUGCGAGUGAAAUGAAGACAAAAUACAACAUUUCUGUCAUACAAUUUGAUGUCACUUUAGAUAACAAGACAAACAAAGGUAAUGCCGCAACGAGGAGGAUGUUAGCUUGGAAAGAGUGGCUUGCACCUCGUCGUCAUUUGUAUGACCGCGUCUUCAUUUCAGACCUUCGUGACAUUUAUGUCUUUGGCGAUCUUUUUGCGACGUUCUCCACUGAUGAUCUGGUCCUUCAAAUGGAGUGUUUGGACACCAAAAACAAAUGCACCAAAUUCUUAAAUGGGACGUUUAAUUACAAGUGGAUGAUCAAAUCCUUUGAUUUAAAGACGGCAAUUGAUUUUAGUAAAAAUGGCUCUAUUGUUAGUAACGUCGGGGCAACGUUUGGGGGAACUGAAAAGAUCUACGAGUACCUCACGGUGAUGGCUAACAAUAUUAAUAUGACGAAAUGGGACGUCUGGGGGUACGACCAGUGUUUACAUAACUCGGUCAUAUACUCAAGACAACUCGACUAUUUAAACCCAACACUUGAAAAUGCACACAAAGAAUGUGCGCUAUGGAGAGAGAAACGUUAUAUAUG